AUGACGACUAAUAAAUCAUCAAACGGUCAAUUAAAGAAUGAGAGUCAAUCGACUCGAUUAUUUUAUGAUCCAAAUUCUUUAUCAAGUUUUAAUGGAUAUCGUAUUGUUCAUACUCAUUUUGAUUUAAAUAUUGAUUUUAAUACAAAUAUUCUUGAUGUUGAACCAUUAAAUAAUGAAUUAUGUGAAUUUCUAUUAAAAUCAAAUGAUACAGAAAAAUUACUUUCAUUUCAAGUUGAUAUAGAACGUGAAUCAUUAAUUAUUAAAAUAAAUGAUCUAUCAAAAGAUUCAAUUAUAUCUAUUAUUAUUUAUUAUUCAACAUCAAAUACAAAAUGUACAGCAUUACAAUGGCUUACAAAAGAACAAACAGCUGAUAGAAAAUAUCCAUAUAUGUUUAGUCAAUGUCAAGCUAUACAUGCACGUUCAUUAUAUCCAUGUCAAGAUACACCUGGUGUUAAAAGUACAUUUACAGCAAAAAUAACAUGUCCAAAACCAUUGACUGUCUUAAUGAGUGGUUUACAAACAAAAUAUGAUGAAAAUACAAAUACAUUUUAUUUUGAACAAAAACAAGCUAUACCAUCUUAUUUAAUUGCUAUUGCUGUUGGACAAUUAGUUUCAUAUGAUUUAAGUCCUUGUAUUCGUGUUUGGACUGAACCAAGUAUGAUUAAACAAUGUCAAUAUGAAUUUGAAGAUGCAGAAAUAUUUUUAACUGCUGCUGAACAACUUCUAGGAGAAUAUCAAUGGAAAAGAUAUGAUUUUCUUGUUUUACCACCAUCUUUUCCUUAUGGAGGUAUGGAAAAUCCAUGUAUGAAUUUUCUUACGCCAACAUUACUUGCUGGUGACCGUUCAUUAAUAUCUACAAUUGUUCAUGAAAUGACACAUUCUUGGACAGGAAAUUUAGUAACAAAUGAAAAUUGGGAACAUUUUUGGUUAAAUGAAGGAUUUACAUCAUUUAUUGAAGCAAAAAUACUUGGAAAUUUAGACAAAACAAAUGGAAAAGAGGUGCGAAGAUUUCAUGCUGCUCAACAAUGGGAAGAUUUAAAAACUUCUAUUGAUACAUGGGGACCAACACAUCCAUAUACUUGUCUUGUUUAUCGUUUAAAUAAUAUUGAUCCUGAUGAUGCAUAUAGUUCAGUUCAAUAUUAUAAAGGUGCAGCUCUUCUUUGGCAUCUUGAACAAAAUAUUGUUGGUUCUGAAUCUAAUUUUGAUGAAUUUCUUCGUUCAUAUAUAAUUAAAUUUGGACGAAAAAUUUUAAAUACUGAUGAUUUUAUUCAAUAUUUUGAAUCUUAUUUUCCUCAAGUACCAUCUGUAGAUUGGCAAUCAUGGCUUUAUACUCCUGGUAUGCCACCAAUAACACAUGAUUUUUCUACACAACUUGAACAACAAUGUCGUCAAUUGGCUACUCAACAAUCAUCGAUUACAAAAGAACAAAUGAAUAUGUUAAAUGCAAAACAAGUUGCUUAUUUAUUAAAUCUUCUUCUUAAUAAUCAACAAUCAAAAAUAAAUUAUGAUUAUAUAAAACAACUUGAUAUUAAUUGUGAUAUGUCAAAAUAUUCAAAUUGUGAAAUUCGUUUUCGUUGGUAUCAAUUAUGUAUACGUGUUAAAUAUGAAAAACCUUUAGAUGAUAUAUUUAAAUUUCUUGAAAUAAUUGGUUGA
This is a messenger RNA of Rotaria sordida, 1653 nucleotides long. Lineage: Eukaryota; Metazoa; Rotifera; Eurotatoria; Philodinida; Philodinidae. The record is from the annotation of a GenBank genome assembly.